Messenger RNA from Labeo rohita (rohu), 3260 nucleotides. It is a transcript of the gene gdpd4b, whose product is annotated as glycerophosphodiester phosphodiesterase domain containing 4b. The coding region runs from base 169 to 2169 and encodes 666 amino acids. Gene Ontology annotation, biological process: lipid metabolic process. The record is from RefSeq and is a predicted model, not a curated record. Gene Ontology annotation, molecular function: glycerophosphodiester phosphodiesterase activity. NCBI's taxonomy places the organism in Eukaryota, Metazoa, Chordata, Actinopteri, Cypriniformes, Cyprinidae. Gene Ontology annotation, cellular component: membrane. The transcript has 16 exons.
UAUUAUACGCUGAAGCACAAUAACACUACUGUUCAGCAGUGCAGUAAUACAAACUCACGCAGUCAAAAUCUAAUCUAGAGCUCGAUAUUUUUUUAUUCAAGCUCUCAUUACCCAUGACUGCAGCGCAACACAAUACGUCGGUUGGCAACAGACCAGUGAUGAAGCUACAUGAGGUAUUUCCUUUCACUUGAGAAAAACGGACAGCAUACGGAAGGAGACACCGACACGCUUGGAUCUGACGUGUCGGCGACCGGCUUUAGUUAUUCGGUGAGGUAUUCGGCUAUAUAUAUAUAUAUAUGCUCGGAUAUAUUCGGAUAUACAUUGCCCCCGCAGAAUAUGAUGCUGAAACGAGUACCAUACUCUCAAGAGCGAUUAGAACCCAAAUUCGUCUCGCUUAUGGGUACAACACAGACCGAGCCAACCCAGAUGAAGUUGGGUAAGUUGAAAGUGGCACGCCAGAGGUUGCUACAGCGUUAUGAGCACCAGCCCUUUGUCUUCUGUCUAGCUGGACUCUACGGCUGCCAGUGGAAACAUUACCAGCUCACACAUUCUCAGCCCGGACGCUGCUGCUGCUCUAAGCUGGAGUGUGGCAGUUUUGCCUUGAUCGUUCUGACCUUUUGUAUCAGUCUGGUGUUCCUGUACUUUUGGAGUGAAGCACGGAAUGACUACAAUGACUUUGACUGGUUUAAUUUUGGUAAUCUGGGCUUCUGGUUUCCGUGGUCCAUAGUUUUGUUGAUUCUUGCUAUUUUUUUGUUUACUUAUGUUGCUGUUCUGCUGCUGCUGGCAGUUUGUCUUCUCACAGAAGGGCAGAGGUUAUAUUUACAUUGGUGUCACAAGAUCGGGAUUUCAGUGACUUUGAUUCUCUCCGUUGUUGCCUCAUCUGUUCUCACAGAUUUAUGGAGCAAAGAAUGGAUGACUGUACUUUUAUCUUUUCAGGUAACAGCUCCAUAUCUACACAUAGGUGGUGUAGUUUUAAUGACUCUAUUAUCUUGGCCAAUAGCUUUCCAUGUCUUCCGUAUCAAUAUGAAAGUGAGACGGAUGGCCAUCUUGGUGCUGUAUAUAACUGUUCUAGUGACUUUGUAUCUGGUUCCUCUGGGCAUGUACUCCCCUUGCAUUAAAGAGAGGAGCAGUCUGGGAUCAGCUCCAGCUUUAAUUGGACACAGGGGAGCACCAAUGCUUGCCCCUGAAAACACCUACAUGUCUUUUGAGAAGGCACUGGCAGCUGGAGCUGAUGGUCUGGAGACUGAUGUCACUAUCAGUUACGAUGGCAUUCCUUUUCUCAUGCACGAUAAGAACCUACGCAGGACAACUAACGUAAAAGACGUGUUCCCAAACUGGACGCACACCUCACCUGCCAUGUUUACAUGGAGAGAGCUGCAAAAUCUCAAUGCUGGGUCCUGGUUCUUCUCUCAAGACCCCUUUGGAACAGCUUCAUCUCUGAGCGUAGAUGAGCGUUUGCAAGCUCAGAAUCAGUCUGUGUGCACACUGAGGGACUUCCUGGAUCUGGCUGCUCAACAUGAGAAACUAGUGAUCUUUGAUCUGUAUCGGCCGCCCAGAGGUCACCCUUACAGAGAUGACUGGAUAUCCCGCACCCUGGACGUCAUCCAAAACGAGUCAUCCAUACACUCCAGUCAGGUAUGGUGGUUGCCUCCAGAGCUCAGAGAGUUUGUACAAGAAAUUGACCCAGAGUUACAGCAGACAACAGCUGAACAAGCACCUGUGGAGGACCUUCAGCUCAGACACAUAUCCAGACUCAACAUCCAUUACAGCUCCAUGUCAGAGAAAGAAAUCAGAAAAUACGCCGCUGCUAACAUCAGCACCAACCUGUAUGUGAUCAGCGAGCCGUGGCUGUAUUCUCUUGCCUGGUGUGCAGGGGCUCAUUCUGUCGCCACUAAUGCUGUUCACAUCCUCAAGAACCUGCAAAAACCACUCUUCCUCAUGACGCUGGAUGAGUACAGGCUCAUGUGGAUUCUUACCGACAUCGCUUCCCUUAUUCUUGUCGUGCUCAUCUUUGUGUUUCACGGGUGGAGGGAGCGUGGGUUGGCUCUCAGUGUGGACAGCAGUUCAGUACUUGAAAACAGGUCCUACAGACAGUUCAGGACAGAGGUGAAUGAUGUGUGGUCUUUAUCCAACAUGAGCGCCUCUGACAAGCAGGAACCUGAUGCCUAAUGAAGUGUUUUGGUUCAUAUUUAACCCCUUAUGUUAAAAAAAAUCUCUAACUGAUGUUCAGUUAUGGCAGUAUAAACCACUGUUUAUGUGGUACAUUAAAAUCGCACUUACAUUUUAUAAAUUGUAAGCGUUUGGUCAGAACUUCACAGAUAUGUGAGCUGUCAUGGGAUUCAUAUAGUUAACAAAUGCUAAGUUCUAGUGACUAAUCUUGCACGUCAGACUUUAUAUUAUCAUCAUUUGAGUUAUUGCCUUUCACAAGCCCCAGGUUUUAUCAGUGCUACCGUAAAGGUUUCCAUUUCAAGCACGAAUGGAAAUAUUUGUCAUGUCAAUGAAACUGAUGUUUCUUUCACUGAUCUAUUAGUGGAUCCAUUGGUUUUAUGUUUCAUCGUAAGUGAUAUUUAAAAUCCAUGUCAUGGUUUUGGCUGAAUCAUUACUCCUAGACAGGAAUUUAAUUGUGUAAGAAUCCAGGUGAUAAAUCAUUUUUGUACAAAUGUUUUGUCUUCUAAUUUAGUUCAGGUCUGAUUCAGUAUCAUGUUUAGGCUUGUAGGAUCAUUCAGUGUAAUCAUUUUUUGGUUAUUGCAAUAUGAUAUACGUGUGUCUGGAAUUAUGAUGUUCUUAAUGUUUGCUUUAAAGCCAUGUUUGUUUAUUCUUCAUUAUUUGGAUGAUUUUUCUUCAAAUGUUAGGACUGUUACAAUCUUGUUUUUUUACUACUUGAAUAAAUCUUGUGUCUGAUUAAAUUGUUUUACAUUGCAUUUUGCAAGAAACUACAAAAUCUGUUCUUAUAAAAAAUAUUAAAAAUUAUUUUCAUUAAUUGAAAAUAAAAUAUAAAUAUUAGAUGAAAAACUUAAACUUAAAAUUGUAAAUGUUGAAGUUGGAGUAUUAAAAUGACUAAAACAACAACAACAAAAAAACUAAACAAAUAAAGAAUAUAUUAAAAUAACACUGACUGCAAAAUUUCUUUUACCUCAAAUGUUGUUUUAUUUAUAAACAGCAGCUUCCAACACAAGAAAAUAGGAAUGACCAGAAUUAUGAACUACAAAAACAUACAUUCUAAAAAAAAAAAAAAAAAAAAAAAAAAAAGAAUAAAUAAA